Molecule: messenger RNA, 5744 nt
Organism: Oryzias latipes (Japanese medaka)
Lineage: Eukaryota; Metazoa; Chordata; Actinopteri; Beloniformes; Adrianichthyidae
Product: excitatory amino acid transporter 2-like
Biological process (GO): L-glutamate import across plasma membrane; L-aspartate transmembrane transport
Cellular component (GO): plasma membrane
Molecular function (GO): L-glutamate transmembrane transporter activity; glutamate:sodium symporter activity; neutral L-amino acid transmembrane transporter activity
Source: RefSeq, a predicted model, not a curated record
GUGCUGUCAGACCUGCACGAAAGUCAGUUUACCUCAACACACCUUGGUGCAGCUGAAUCGACGUUCAUCCGUUCUUGUGGAUAUACAUCUAAUGGUCAGGAGUGAGUGAUGCUCACAUCUUUACUUUCUUAAAAAAAGAAGAGCAUCUUACUGAAUGGAUUUAUUGCUGCAUGCACCAUGAUCUGGUUAAUUUCCUUCGUUGCACCUUUGGCUGUGUAGGAUCGUCCACAAUUGUAGUCUUCAAUACGCAGAAGUGCCAAUAAAAUGCAUAAACAAGUGGAGGUCAGGAUGGGUGAGAACCACCUUGAGCCGUCCGUGGACAGUCCUGAGAAUCCAUGUGCCGGUUUCUGCGACAAGAUAAUGAAGAACAUGGUUCUAACUCUCACCAUCCUCGGCGUGUUCCUGGGCUCCAUUGCGGGAAUGCUUCUACGGCACAUAUCGCCUCUCCCUCCGGAUGUUAUAAUGAUCAUUGCCUUCCCUGGGGAGAUUCUAAUGAGGAUGCUGAAGAUGCUUAUUUUACCUCUUGUUGUUUCCAGUCUGGUCACAGGACUUGCAGGCUUGGAUGCGAAAUCCAGUGGCCGUUUGGGCACCAGGGCCAUGGUGUACUACAUGAGCACAACAGUGAUUGCAGCUGUCCUAGGAGUGAUAUUAGUGCUGCUCAUCCACCCAGGGAACCCAAAACUGAGGGCUAAUCUUGGACUUGGAAAGAAGAAUGACGAGGUGUCCAGUGUGGACGCCUUCUUUGAUCUCAUCCGAAAUCUUUUUCCAGAGAAUCUGGUGCAGGCUUGCUUCCAGCAGAUUCAGACAGUAAUCACCAAAGUACAGGUCCCCACAAACAGGACCAGAGCUCCUCCACAGUUCACAAUUAAGAGGUCACUUCAGUUCAAGAGCGGCAUGAAUGUCCUGGGUUUGAUCGGAUUCUUUGUUGCAUUUGGAGUCAUUAUGGGCAAGAUGGGAGAAAAAGCAAAGCUCAUGCUGGAGUUUUUCAAUGUGCUCAAUGAGAUUGUCAUGAAGCUUGUAGGUGCAAUUAUGUGGUAUUCUCCUUUUGGUAUCGCCUGCCUCAUCUGUGGAAAAAUCAUCUCCAUUGCUGACUUGGAGGUGGUUGCAAGGCAGCUGGGGAUGUACAUGGUCACUGUGAUCGUGGGUCUCAUCAUCCAUGGAGGCAUUUUUCUUCCAUUGAUCUAUUUUGUUAUAGUGAAAAAAAAUCCAUUCACGUUCUUUAUGGGGAUAUUCCAGGCCUGGGUCACAGCACUUGGAACAGCGUCCAGUGCUGGAACGUUACCAGUCACAUUCAGAUGCCUAGAGGAGAACUUGGGCAUCGACAAGCGAGUCACUCGCUUUGUCCUACCAGUAGGUGCCACCAUCAACAUGGACGGCACGGCCCUCUACGAGGCUGUGGCUGCCAUCUUUAUCGCUCAGAUGAACGGAAUUGAUCUAGACUGGGGCCAGAUCAUUACAGUCAGUAUGACAGCCACGUUGGCCAGUGUUGGAGCAGCCAGUAUCCCCAGUGCUGGACUUGUGACGAUGCUACUGAUCCUCACAGCAGUGGGUCUGCCCACUCAGGACAUCAGCCUUCUGGUGGCUGUCGACUGGCUUCUUGAUCGCUUUCGUACCUCUGUCAAUGUGGUUGGGGACUCCUAUGGUGCAGGUAUUGUGUACCACCUUUCCAAGGACGAGCUUGACAUGUUUGACGCCCAGCAGGUCAGGAUGGAUGACUUUGAGAUGGCAAAGACACAAUCGUUCUUUGAAAACAACAGCAACCAGAACGUUUAUGCUCACCACAACUCAAUCUUGAUAGACGACUGCAAGGUCACCAUGGGCAAAAAUGGGAACACUCGAGAGUUCUCUCUUGUUGAAGAGGAACCAUGGAAAUUUGGGUAAAGCAGAUUCAGUUGCUGCUCUACCUUAUCCUGAAUUUCAUCAGCUCUCUCAUUCUGAGGACACGACUUAAAGAAAAAAGUAAUCAUAGAAAGAAAAAAAAACAGGAACAGAAUUAAACAAGAAACGUCGACAUGGCUGAUUGGCCAUUCAGAUUCAACGGUUGACCAGUGGGACUGAAGGCAUUUACCCAUCCGGGUGGCAGCUGGUCACAAUCUCAAAGUAGCACCUUGUGUUAGCUCUUUCAUCUGCUCUGACAACACACAUCUGUCCUGAAUUGAACUGAUCUACAGACAGGGCCUUAUUUGUGGCUUGUGUGUACUCUGUCUUAUCCCAAUCGGCAACACCUUUCUUCGUGUUCAAGCGCUUUCUCUGGAACUUUAGUGGCAGAGUCUGGAUAACGUGGAAAAGAUGGCCUUGCUUUUUAAAGAGAAUCAAAGACUCAAAAGUAAAAAAAUAGCAAAGGUCUGACAGGCUCCAAUUGUGACUGGUUGUUGCGAAAAUGUUCUUUUCUCUACAGAAAUAAACAAAAUGGUCCAAAGAGAGUCAAUUGCAAAUUGAAUGUAUACAAAGUAACUGGUGGUAAUACAGACAAGUGCAGGACUGUUAAGCACUGUAUGAUCUUUUACUCUUUGACUUAUGGGAUUACACUGUCACACACAUGCUUAAACCCAAGAAGCAAAGCCUAAGACUUAGGUAAGAGGGGGAGUGGCCUCUAAAUAAGGCAAGAAACAGUACAGCAUGUGUUGUACAGAGUAAAUCUCCCCAUGGGGUGCAUUAAAGGUGCCCUUCCAGCUGCUGUAUUUACUCAAAUAUUUAUUUAUCUACAUUUUUCUAUGCAAGAUGUUUAUGAGUAAAGAAUGGAAAGUUGGCUUGCCUGUUUCCUGGAUACUAUCUGUCCUCCUGAGAGGAAAAGAAAACUGUCAAUCAACGAGAGAAAACGAGAGGAUUUCCUCUGAAACUUUGCAGGCUCGUGCUUUGUUCUGUUUUAUUUCAAAGUGUUUAUUUAUUUGAUAUUCGACUACUUUGCCUUGAAGAUGUCACCUGCAGAGUGCAGUCACUGUUUUGAGUGCAACAAACUUUUUUUGUCAUUUCAUUAGGAUUCUUUAAGAUAAAAUUCUAGCUUGGGAAACGAAGAUUUCCAGAUUUCUUUAACAUUGCUACACUUUGGUAGGAGGAUGGCUGGGACGUCCUCUUUAGAGAAAGUGAAGAAGCUGGACAGAUUUACUUUAUACAGACACAGUUGUGUAAAAUAAAGUUGAACCCUGAGUCAGUUUAGAAGUUUCAAAAAGAGCAUACAACACUGAAUUUUUUGGUAGAAAUAACCUAGUUUAAAAAGCAACAAAAAAGCAGCUCUUUCAUUAAUGGUUUGUCAAAAAAAAGUUUAAAAACUGAAGUAUUGGGUUACCUACCAACAGUUCUUUUAGAACAAAAUUUUUUUUUUAAAGAGACAUGUUUUGUUUUUCUUUUAUUUGUGCAUUUUUGGAAAGUCAAUACAAAUCAAAAUAUGUCAAUAAGUCAAAAAAGAGUGCUCACUGCUCUAUGACAGUUAUAAAAAAACAUUGGGAGGCAGCAGAAAAUCUUUUGACAAACACCCCACAGCAAAAGUCUUGUUUUGAAUUUUCUUCAUAAAGCCCUUCCAACCAUAAUAAUAAAUAAAUAAAACUUGUAGCUGAGGCCAGCAAGGUUUUAAUUUUCUACAGUACAAAUUUUUUUUAAAAACCCCUCCGUUAUGCUGUUUUGUUAUUCGCUAGCCAUCUCCAUAUGCAGCUACGUUCGGUCACACCGCCCUUGGUACGUUCCAAUGAAAAUACUUUGUAAACAUGCAUAAAAACAGGUUUCAGGGUUCUGCAUUCAAAAUUCUUUUAUUCCUGUAUAGCUAUGUACAUUUUAAAACCAUCUUCGGUCUUUGUGUACAAAAAGCGUGGCCAUCAAAAGCAUUUUGCAAGGUAAACCAGGUCAAACGUUGACUUAUCAGGGACUCAGAUUUGGUGUGACACCACAUGUUGCAUUUAUCAGAAUAGAGCUAUGAAAGAUUUGGGAGAUUUGCACCGCUUCGACAUUUCGCACAAAGCUUAUCCCGACUGUAGGUGCACGGCAUGCGCUUGUAGACAGUAGAAAAAGAAAAAGUAGCUUCUCCCUGCUUGUCCAGUGUGAACACCACGUUACACCCAUUCAAAAGAUGUUCAGCGUGUUUUUGAAUGCGAGUUAUAUGCCUGGUGUAGUUGUAUAGAAUUGAAAGUCAGAAUGGUCUGUUGACCUGUUCUGACUUUCUUUCAUUGACGAUUUUGGGUUCAAACAAACAUCAAUCUCCAAAAUGUCUUCAUGUCAAAAACAAAGGCAAAUAUUUAUCAAACACUAAUUACUUGAGAAUUCACUGCAAGUGCUUGAACAAGCUUUUGAUUAAAGACGUUUUCCAUUUUCUAUUCCAAUGGUUCUGCGCACUAGCUCAAUUUGUCACAAACGUCGUUUUUCCCCCUCGAACAAAUGUCGUUCUUAAUUAUGAAACCAACUUAGAACCAAAAUGUUUAUUUGUAUGCUCUUGUGAAUACAUAUUUGAAACUGACAGGGAGUUUACUGUGUUUUACACAAGCAAAACGGCAAAACUUGUAACAGCGUAACUUUUAAACAAUUGCAUCUGUUUAGCAUCUCUACAAUCAAUUUCUGCCUCCAGCACUCAUGAAUGUGACAAGGUCAGCAGAUGUUGUUUAUGCAUUUUCUCAGAGUUUCACGGUGGAGCAACUACUUUUAUCUAGAUGAAGGCUGAACCGUAUGUUUCUAUUUCAAAUAAGCAAUAGCUUACAUAUUCAUAUUUAAAGUGCCUGUUUGCACUUUGUGUAUAUAUUCUCAAUAGAUGAAUUGUACAAAUCAGAUGUAUAGACUUUACGUUUUUGUCAUAAUCAUUAUUUUUACUAUGCUGAAAGUUUGUAUAGUGAUUGUUUGUAUAGUUAUUAAUGUGUCAUCACUUCAAAAUGUUGACAUCAUCCUUGACGAAAUGUCAAUGGUUCCCCUUCUGAUGAAGAGAACUAAUUUUCAAAAAACAAACUGGGAAAUGAAAUGUUUUAAGGCUCUGUUUGUUGUUGGUGUGUGAGCAUGAUGGCUUUGGCAGCUACAUAUGGUGAGUGUCCAUAGAUUGUGAGAAUACCGGCUAGAUUUUGUCUCUGCCACAUCACCGCAUUCAAAUGAAAUGUUUUGUCCAUCUUAAACUACUGCCCCUUCAGUUGCACUUGUUUCCAGUAAUUAUUCUAGCUUAGAAAAUGUCGUCAACUGGUCUUAUUAGGUGCACAAGUGAAGUUCUAGAAUAAAAAAAAAUGUUGUUUAUUUUUUAUCUGUUUGAUUCUAUGCACAAAUCAGAAAAAAAAAAAAAACGUUUCGUUAUGCGGAAACUUGUUGAGAUAAAGAAAUGUACUGACUUUGACUGACUGUAUGAAAGUAGAACUGUAUAUAUUUAGUACACUACAACAAGCAUUAAGCUAUUUGUCCAGAAAAUGUUUACACAGAUUGUGUACACUGGAUGUUUUAAUACUUGUAUGUAAAUUUUAAAUUAAAAAAAACAACCAAAACAAAUAAAUGUCUAUUGAUGAGCUGCCCUUGUAUUUAUUUCAAGCAAAAUGAGUGAAUGGAGAGAAAAAUGUGAAAAUUUGAUAGGUGCAUUAUACAACACAUGAAAUGUUGAUUUGGUGUCAAGUGUUAAGUUAGAUGCUAAGCAGUCAGAGCCAUGAUGAAGCCAAGUAAUUGUCUGGGCCACCCAACAUAGAGAUCUUUCAUAAAGUUAGAUAUCACAAUAACAUUAAGCUAAAACACUAAUACACUUCUCCAGUACGAACAAACCAUACUGUUUUGGAUGUGAAAAAGACAAAAAAAAA